AUGGAGAACUUCAUUCUGUAUGAGGAGAUUGGAAGAGGACAAAAGACAGUUGUUUAUAAAGGCAGAAGAAAAGGGACAAUUAACUUUGUUGCUGUUAUUUGCAUUGAUAAAUGCAGAAGAGCUGAAGUAGCAAACUGGGUUCGUCUGAGUCAUGAAAUCAGACACAAGAAUAUCGUGGCAUUUCAUGAAUGGCAUGAAACAAGCAACCAUCUCUGGCUUAUAAUGGAAUUAUGCACAGGUGGUUCUCUAGAAUCUGUUAUUGCUCAGGAUGAACACCUGCCUGAAGAUGUAGUGAGAGAAUUUGGUGUUGAUUUGGUUACUGGUUUGUACCAUAUUCAUAAGCUUGGAAUUAUCUUCUGUGAGCUGACGCCUGGAAAGAUUCUGCUGGAAGGGUCUGGCACAUUGAAAUUGAGUAAUUUUUGCUUGGCUAAACUGGAUGGUGAAAACUUGGAAGAAGUAUUUGCUUUGUUGGGAUCUGAAGAAGGUGAAGGAGAUGUCAGUGAAAGCAUUCCACAAAGAUACUCAGGAAUCAGAUUUAGAGAUCGUCCAUCAUACACAGCUCCAGAAGUAAUAAAGGGAGAAGACUUCUCCAAAGCCAGUGAUCUGUGGUCCUUGGGAUGUUUACUUUAUGAAAUGUUCUCAGGAACACCACCAUUCUUCUCAGCCAGCUUUUGUGAAGUAUUGGAAAAGAUUUUAUAUGAAGAUCCAUUGCCACCUAUAGCAGAGAGUCCUGCUUUUCACAAAUCUUCAGCUGAGUUCAUUAGUUUGCUUGAUGGGUUGCUUCAAAAGGAUCCUCAGAAAAGGCUGAAGUGGACAGAGCUAUUGCAGCAUUCCUUCUGGAAAGGAUCCCUUAGCCGUUGUGGGGGUGAUUCUGCAGACACCCAGCUCACAAGCUCCAGCAAUAAGAGCACAGAGGCAUCAGUGUCUUGGAAUGCUAAAGAGCAGGUGGAUACCCAGAAAAAUCUAGAUGACCUGCCACCCUCAAGAUCAGAUAAUAAGCUACCAAGCAAUACUUUCAAAAUAGAAACUCAGACUGAGCUGCGCCCCAAAAGUGCAAUUGAUGGUGUAUCAAAUGAAUCCAUCUUUCUUCUCAGCUCUCGUCCUACACCUAGAACAAGCACUGCAGUAGAAGUAAAUGAUGCUACUACUGCCCCUGGACAAAAUUCUCCUCCAAGAUCUUCAUGCUUGAAAAAGGCUAAAAAUAUGUGCUCAAGUCAGCAGGAUAUGAAGUCAAGACUGAAAGAGCUCAUUUACACUGAAUCUGAUCUGAUGAUAACACCAAUCAUUGACAAUCCAAAGAUCAUGAAGCAAGUGCCAGUUAAAUUUGACUUGAAAACUUUGCAUGUACCAACAUGCUCAGCUGAGACAUUAUCCUCAAUGAAAGACACAGACUGGAAUGAUUUCUUGCAGCGAGUCUGUUCACUGCUUGAUUCCCCAGAGAAGAACACAGGAGCAGCACGUUCUAAACUGAAUUUACUGCACUAUCUUUGUACUGUGGCGGUCCACAAGGGAAUUGCGAGCCGGCUAAUUAGCUCUCAGCUGUUUCCUGUGUUGAUACAGCAGCUGCGUGUGGCCACCAGUUGGGAUAUCCGUGCCAGAGUCGCUCGAGUGAUUGGUUUGCUGGCAUUUCACACACCUGAACUUGGAGAAAAUGUGCCUGUUUCUGAGGCAAUUGUACUUUUAACUGAAAUCAUCAGAGAGAACUUCAGAAACAGCAAAUUGAAGCAAUGCCUUCUGCCAGCUCUUGGGGAGCUUCUUUACCUCAUAGCCAGGGAGGAAGAAAAAAGGGGGCACCCCAGAGAGUGCUGGGUGGCUCCCUCAACUGCUUACACUGUGAUAAUGAGGAGUCUUCGGGAAGGGGAAGACCGGGUGGUGAACCAUUUGGCAGCAAAGAUUGUUGAAAAUGUUUGCACAACCCUCUCCUGCCAUGCACAGGGAUUUAUUACAGGAGAAAUUGGACCUGUCUUGUGGUACCUCUUCACACAUUCUACAGUGGAUUCCUUGAAGAUAACUGCUGUUUCGGCUUUAUGCAGAAUUACUCGUUACUCACCUAAUGCUUUCCAGAGUGUCAUUGAAAAAGUGGGAUUAACAGCCAUCCUCAACUCCUUAGUGAAUGGAAUAUGCAAAAUCCAGCAGCACAUGCUCACCAUGUUUUCAGCAAUGUUGUCAUGUGGGGUUCACCUACAGAGGCUCGUCCAAGAAAAGGAUUUUGUGACUACAAUAACUCGUUUACUUGAGAGUCCUUCAACUGUUAUUCGAGCAAAAGCCUUUCUGUUUCUGCUGCAAGUUCUGAUUCAUAAUAGAGAGAUGUUGCUACUCAGUUGUCAAGCAAGGCUUGUGAUGUAUAUAGAAAGAGACAGCAGAAAAACCACGUCAGGAAGAGAGCAGCAAGGCAGCAGUGAAUACCUGUCAAAAUGCCUGGAUCUCCUCAUCUAUCACAUUAUACAGGAGCUGCCAGGGGUUCUAGGUGACGUUCUCACUGCUUUAAGCAACGUCUCUGGACGUAAGCACCCAUCCACAGUCCAAGCCAAACAGCUGAAGAUGUGCCUUCCUAUGAUGCCUGUAGUGCUUCAUCUUGUGACAUCCCAGGUAUUUUGUCACCAGGUAGUCACAGAGGAUUUCCUCUCCAACUAUGGGACCUUACUUGAUUUUAUCAGAUCCAUAGAUUCAGGAGAAAUAAACUUGGAUGGAGCCAUAGGGCAAGCUGCCUCAGAAGAAUUCAUUAAGACUGCUUUAUCAACCUUUGAAGCAGUAGCAGAGCAUCCCAUCUUGUUGACAUCCCAUCGCUUGACUGUUGAAACCUCCAUCCUCCCACCACUAGUUUCUUUGGUCCACAGUCAGAAUGUGGAAUGGAGGCUCUUCAGCUUGCGGUUGCUCUCAGAAACCACAUCACUGCUUUUAAGCCACGAGGUCAUGGCUGAGGAGAAAGGGGAGAGCCUUGAGUUGAACAACAACCUUCUGUGUCUCAUUAGAGAUUCAUUGCUGCCUCAGUACGAGCACCUUCUGAUGGCUCCGGACCCAGUACCACUGUAUGCUCUGAAACUGCUGGUGGCCCUCACUAAACACUGCCCUGCUUCUGUGAGCCUUAUGGAAGAAAUCCAUCUUUUUCCAGUUCUGUUCCAAAUCAUCUUGGAGCACCAAGGCAGUGUACUUGGGAACACAACACAAACUGUAAUCGCCUUACUGAACAACGUGGCUGCUAACAAAAGCACAAACAUGAUGCUGCUCUUUGAGGAAGGACUGACCCAUCACAUCUGUAGUCUCCUGAUGGAAACCGUGGCUCUGUAUUUGGAGGCAAAUGACAAAAGCAGCAUCAAGACAGCAAAUGCACUGCUGCUGUCCUUGCUUGACAUUUUGCACCACGUGCUGACCUACACAGCAGACAUCGUGCGCCAGACCCUGCAGGCACAGAAGUUUGGCACAGGAGGGGACACUCAGGCUGCUGAAGACCUUCUGCUUAUCAAUAAACCCCUGACAGACCUAAUUAGCCUGCUUAUUCAACUGCUUCCCAGUGAAGAUACUGAAGUAUUUGUGAGUGCUUCACAGUGCCUAUCAUUGCUGGUUCAGCUGUAUGGAGGGGAAAGCCAGGAGAGCAUGUCUUCAGAAAGCAUGGCUAGCUUUGCUGAAGUGCUGAAGGCCAGGAAAGAGACACGCCAACUGAAGCUUUUAUUGAGGAUUGUGAAGAGACUGGUAACUUCAAACGAGAAGUGCUGGGAGAGCCUGAAGAAUGAUGGGGAUGCUCUCAUCCAAACGCUCCAGAGCCUGGCCCGGACUGCCAGCUCUCAGGCGGAUGUUGCUGUGGCUUCCUUAGCAUUUGAAAUUCUGAGGCUGGUGAGAUGUGACAAUGUCCAGCCUGCCAAGUGA
Molecule: messenger RNA, 3864 nt
Organism: Indicator indicator
Lineage: Eukaryota; Metazoa; Chordata; Aves; Piciformes; Indicatoridae
Gene: ULK4
Product: unc-51 like kinase 4
Exons: 36
Coding region: 1-3864 (1287 amino acids)
Biological process (GO): protein phosphorylation
Molecular function (GO): ATP binding; protein kinase activity
Source: RefSeq, a predicted model, not a curated record